Tarenaya hassleriana is the source of this 2859-nucleotide messenger RNA. Its product is annotated as CSC1-like protein At4g02900. Gene Ontology annotation, molecular function: calcium-activated cation channel activity. The record is from RefSeq and is a predicted model, not a curated record. The transcript has 14 exons. The coding region runs from base 398 to 2809 and encodes 803 amino acids. Lineage: Eukaryota; Viridiplantae; Streptophyta; Magnoliopsida; Brassicales; Cleomaceae. Gene Ontology annotation, cellular component: plasma membrane.
CUGGAAACUGUUUCUGAUGGAGAAAAGCCGAAAAUUUUAUCUAUCUUUUUGGUAGAACCGAGAAAAUAUAUGUGAAAUUAUUAAACAUGGGGUCCAAGUUCACCAUGGAGGGGGGUGUUGUGAAGGGAAGGGUCUUGAUAGGAGGGGAGAGGGAGCACUAAUUUUAGGGAAGAAGAGAGAGAGAGAAUUUAGCUGGAGAACAACGGUCUGUCUUCUUUGCCGCCACAUUGUCUUCCUCGAGACCGUACGAUACAGAGAUGAGGUCCACAAGAAUCUUCAAAGCCAGCGAUUUCGCAUCUUCUCAAUAUUUGGAAUUCUCCUUUCCCGCACAUCAUUCUCCAGGGAAUCAAACACGCCCUCUCUGCUUUAAGGUUAUCUGUAAUUCUGGAGAAAGGAGAUGGCUUCACUGCAAGAUAUUGGUAUUUCAGCAGCUAUAAAUCUGCUUUCAGCGUGUGCAUUCCUGAUUGCAUUUGCCAUCCUGAGGCUUCAGCCGGUUAAUGAUAGAGUUUACUUCCCGAAAUGGUAUCUCAAGGGGAUUCGAGGAAGCCCAAGACGCUCCAGAGGGGUUGUUACCAGAUUCGUGAAUUUGGAUUGGAGAACUUACAUAAGGUUUCUGAACUGGAUGCCUGCUGCAUUGAAAAUGCCUGAACCUGAGCUCAUUGAACAUGCAGGGCUUGAUUCUGCUGUCUAUAUUCGCAUUUACCUUCUCGGGUUAAAGAUGUUUGUCCCGAUAUCAAUACUAGCUUUUGGUGUCCUGGUUCCGGUCAAUUGGACAGGAGGAACACUGGAAAAUAUCAAGGACUUGACUUUCAGUAAUGUAGACAAGCUGUCUAUAUCAAAUGUGCCGCCCGGAUCACCGAGGUUUUGGGCACAUUUGAUUAUGACAUAUGUGUUCUCAAUUUGGACUUGUUACACGCUAUAUAUGGAAUAUAAGACUGUUGCUACUAUGAGAUUGAGGUAUCUUGCAGCUGAAAAGCGUCGCCCUGAUCAAUUCACGGUUCUUGUGAGAAAUGUGCCUCCAGAUCCUGAUGAAUCAGUUAACGAGCAUGUUGAGCACUUUUUCUGUGUAAAUCAUCCGGACCAUUAUCUUAGUCAUCAGAUUGUGUACAACGCAAAUGAACUUGCAAAAUUAGUCUCCCAGAGAAAAACUUUGCAAAAUUGGUGGACUUACUACCAGAACAAGUACGACAGGAACCCGUCCAAGAGGCCCACAACAAAGACAGGUUAUGGAGGUUUUUGGGGGACUACGGUGGAUGCAAUCGACUACUAUGAUGCUAAGAUCCAGGAUCUGGCUGAAAAGGAGGCCGCAGAAAGGCAAAGAGUUUUGAAUGAUACAAAGGCUAUAGUUCCUGCAGCAUUUGUAUCGUUCAAAUCGAGAUGGGGAGCGGCUGUUUGUGCUCAAACUCAGCUAUGUCAUAACCCUACAAUAUGGUUGACCGAGUGGGCUCCUGAACCACGUGACAUUUUCUGGGAUAACCUCUCUAUCCCAUAUGUCGAGCUCACUAUAAGAAGACUGCUUAUGGCAAUUGCUCUUUUCCUUCUUGUUUUCUUCUUCAUGAUUCCCAUAGCAUUCGUUCAGUCUCUUGCCAACAUUGAAGGGAUCCAGAAAGUUUUCCCGUUCUUGAAACCCUUAAUAGACAUGAAGACCGUGAAGUCUGUAAUCCAAGGAUUUCUUCCAGGAAUAGCCUUGAAGAUCUUUCUUAUCUUACUUCCAACGAUUCUAAUGACAAUGUCGCAAAUUGAAGGAUAUACAUCGUUGUCCUAUUUAGAUAGAAGAUCAGCCGAGAAAUACUUCUGGUUCAUAAUUGUCAAUGUCUUUCUUGGAAGCAUUAUUACUGGAACGGCGUUUCAGCAGCUCAAGUCUUUUCUCGAGCAGCCACCUACGGAGAUCCCGAAAACAGUCGGUGUUUCAAUCCCGAUGAAAGCUACAUUCUUCAUCACGUAUGUCAUGGUUGACGGUUGGGCUGGCGUUGCGGCUGAGAUUCUCAGAUUGGUGCCAUUGAUAAUAUUCCAUCUGAAAAACACAUUUUUGGUUAAGACAGAACAAGACAGGCAACAAGCCAUGGAUCCGGGACAUCUGGACUUCUCUAUAUCUGAACCCCGGAUUCAGUUCUAUUUCUUGUUGGGGCUCGUUUACGCUGCUGUUACCCCCAUACUUCUUCCCUUCAUUAUCGUCUUCUUCACCUUCUCCUACAUUGUAUUCCGACAUCAGGUUAUAAAUGUGUAUGACCAAAAGUACGAGAGCGGGGCUAAAUACUGGCCGAGCGUACAUAGGCGUUUGAUCAUAUGUCUUCUAAUAUCUCAGCUGCUAAUGAUGGGUUUGCUUAGCACAAAGAAACUAGCAAUGGCAACAGCUAUGCUUCUCCCUCUGCCUAUCUUAACCAUCUGGUUCAACAGAUACUGUGCCGGCCGGUUUGAAUCCGCCUUCUCCAAGUUUCCAUUGCAGGAAGCGAUGGUGAAGGACACGCUGGAGAAAGCAACGGAACCGAAUCUGAAUCUGAAGGAAUAUCUGAGAGGUGCAUAUGUGCACCCGAUGUUCAAGGGUCAGGAGAUGGACCGACCACAAGUUGUGGACGAGGAGGAGAGUAACCCUCUUGUCCCGACCAAGAGGACGUCUCAAAGUACGAGUCGGUAUGCCUCGGAAGCUAACAGUGCUGCAGCUACUCCUACAGACAAACACCAUACCUCUUCUUCUGCUAUCAUAUUUCUCUCCAUCGAGGUGUCGGAAGCCCCAACAGACCAUUUCUGCUUCAAUGGCGGUGAUUCGACGGGAUAUUCAUUGCCAGGAUUUGUAACGUGCAGCGGAUAAGCUAUCUGGAUCACGGCAGAACCUUUUCUUGGACAUCUGAAAGGUUGUUU